AUGCCAAACCUGGCUGUCGAUGUGCAGAACCCUGCGGCGGCCCUGAAGCAGCAGGCCGCGCUGAACGAGCUGGACAUCGCCAAGGAUGCCGGCGAUCUCGUUAACCGCGCCGGCACCCCCCUCGUCUAUCUGAAGAAGGCCAAGGGCGAGGAGGACCACGCCACCAUCGCUGCGAAGCUGGAGGCCUUCCAGCCGCUGGCCAGCGUGAAGGACCGCAUCGCCCUGGCCAUGCUGGAGGAUGCGGAGCGGCGGGGCCUCAUCAGCCCCGACAAGACGGUGCUGGUGGAGGCCACAUCCGGCAACACGGGCGUGUCCCUGGCAUUCCUGGCCGCCGCCCGCGGCUAUCGCCUCAUCCUGUGCAUGCCUCACUACUGCUCCACAGAACGCAAGGCUCUGCAAAAGCUGUUUGGAGCGGAGGUGGUGCUGUCAGACCCCGCCAAAGGCUGCCUGGGGGCGUAUGCCAAGUCUCUGGAAGUUAUGGAGCGCACCCCGGGAGCCUACAUGCUCAACCAGUUUGAGAACGCCGCCAACCCGCAAGUCCACUACGCCGCCACGGGCCCCGAGAUCUGGCGUGCCACGGCCGGCAGGGUGGACAUCUUCAUUGCGGGGGUGGGCACCGGCGGCACGAUCACGGGGGCGGGAAAGUUCCUCAAGGAACAGAACCCAGACAUCAAGCUCAUCGCUGUGGAGCCCACAGAGUCGCCGGUCAUCAGCGGCGGCACGCACACCAACCACCUGAUCCAAGGCAUGGGCGCAGGCUUCAUCCCAAAGGUGCUGGACGUUGACCAGCUGGAUGAGGUGGUGAUGGUGUCCAGCCAGGAGGCGCUCGAAAUGGCCCGCAAGCUGGCCAAGGAGGAAGGUCUGUUUGUGGGGAUCUCGUCAGGCGCCACCGCCACCGCUGCGCUUCGGGUCGCUGCCCGCCCGGAGAACAAGGGCAAGCUGAUCGUGGUCAUGUUCUCCAGCUUUGGGGAGCGCUACCUCUCCUCCAAGCUCUUUGACGACGUCUUUGCCGAGGCCGCCACCCAGGACUUUGAGCCCUGA
This is a messenger RNA of Chlorella variabilis, 1041 nucleotides long. RefSeq lists its product as hypothetical. Gene Ontology annotation, molecular function: cysteine synthase activity. NCBI's taxonomy places the organism in Eukaryota, Viridiplantae, Chlorophyta, Trebouxiophyceae, Chlorellales, Chlorellaceae. The coding region runs from base 1 to 1041 and encodes 346 amino acids. Gene Ontology annotation, cellular component: cytoplasm. The record is from RefSeq and is a predicted model, not a curated record. The transcript is spliced from 12 exons.